GGUCUGCUUUUGCUGCUGCUGCUGCUGCUGCCAUCUGGGCAAGAGAGGCGUGCCUGGCUGCGAAGGAAUGUGACCCGCUGCGGCGUCUUCCCUCCUGUAAACAUUUCCUCAAGAAACUUUGAGCUGCUCGGAUCUCUUCUCCCUCCCGAGGGAAAGAUCUGCCAAGAGCCUCCCCACCCGGGAGGACGGCGUGAGGGGGAGAUAAAACGCCCCAAGCAAAGUAUGAUUCCGAUUUGCAGGAGAGCCUCCUUCUCCCUCGUCGUCUUCUGCAGCCUUGUUUUCCUGGGAUCAGGUAAGUUCAAGGGCAGUUCGGCUCUGUCUCGCGUCUAAUCCGAAACAGGAUAGUUCCAGCAGGUGGACCAGAUUAUAAAACCGCAGGCUGGGUGGGCGGACUGAGCGCGCAGCCAGAUCCUGAUGCUACUGACAUCCAAACCACGAGCAGAGGAGUCGAGCUCCUUCUCGCUGUUCCCUUUCGGCAGCCGGAGGCUUCCUUCUGUUUCGCUUCCUUGUCUUUUCCUCUGUUUCUGGGACAAUUCAGAGCAGGGAUGGACUGAGAGGCUCCUCCGUCUGUCCCAAGGGCGGAAGACCCGCCCGCUCCUGCCCCCGGGGGCUCUUCAGCAUCAGCUCAGGGGCAGCCCCAGGCAACCAGAAAGUGAGGGUGGCAGCCACGGAGCACUGGCAUGGCCAGAUUCAGAGGGGCGGUUGGGUAGCAGCAGCAGCAUGGGGAGUGGGGGGCGUUCCCAUGGACUUGGGUGGUCGUGGCGGGGAGAUGUGUUGCAAAAGCAAGAGGCAGCCCCGGGAGGAAGGGGCUGCCGCAGUGGGCAGGGUGGGAGGCUGAAACAGCAUGCCCAGCCAUGCAAAGGACCCCAGCUCUGGCAGAGGUAAAGGUAAAGUGACCCCUGACCAUUAGGUCCAGUCUUGGUCGACUCUGGGGUUGCGGCACUCAUCUCGCUUUAUUGGCCAAAAGGAGCCGGCGUCCAGCUUCCGGGUCAUGUGGCAGCAUGACUAAGCCACUUCUGGCGAACCAGAGCAGUGCAUGGAAACGCCGUUUAUCUUCCCGCCAGAGCGGUACCUAUUUAUCUACUUGCACUGGCGUGCUUUCGGACUGCUAGGUUGGCAGGAGUAGGGAUCAAGCAACGGGAGCUCACCCCGUCACAGGGAUUCAAACUGCGACCUUCUGAUCGGCAAGUCCUAGGCUCUGUGGUUUAAUCCGCAGCGCCACCCGCGUCUCUGGCAGAGAGGAAAGGGUUAAAACUGUCUCUGGUCAGAAACAUCUUCCCAGCCGGCCAAGUGGGGAAAGGGAAGCACAACCUGGACCCACACUGCUUGAAUGAGCCUAAAUGGGGUGCUUGCUGAGACAGCCGGGGGGGGGGGGAGGAGAAGCCAUUUGUGAGAGGAGUCAUGAUAGGGGCACCACCCCCCAAACCCACACCAGCUGUGAUUCCUUCCUGCAUUCCUGGGGUUUGGACUAGAUGACGCUUUGGGUCCCUUCGGACUCUACAAUGGUAUUAUUCUCUGAGAGCAGUGGAACAAGACCCAAGAAGGGUAUCCAGUAGAACGUCCCAUGCAAACGGCUUGGAUAAGAGACCAAAGGUUUGCAUGUAAUCUUUGGAUCCCUCACCAAGCACGGGGGGUGGGGACUUUGCCCUCAUCAGCCCAGCCAGGGCUCUCAGGCGGGACAAUGCGCAUUGCACAACUCCGUCCACAGCUCAGGGGCCUGGUGCAUGUGUGCAUGUUCAAGAAAGGCGGAAGGCGGCUGGUGCCUAACCUCAGUCGAAAGGUAGCAGGUGCUCAGAGAGCACAGGUGUCCUGGAAGAGCAAAGGCCAACCUCUCCGGGAGAUUUUCAAGCUGGGAGGAGGAAGCCAACCGAACACCCCUUCCACACCCCCAGCUUCUCCCAGGCCAAGAGGAAACACUCCCUCCUCCAAUGUAGGGCUGGGCGAUAUCUGGUUUUCAACAUCGCAAUAUAUCACCAGCUUAACCUUGCAAUAUAUUGAUAUAUCACAAUGUCUGAAAUAAGGGUGGAUCUAUGCAGAGUCAUUGGCUGGCUUCACAGUUUUCCCCACACUGUGAUUUUUUUUGCAUAGGACACAAACACUUUUGCACACAUCAUGAUUCGUGAUAUAUUCCCAGGUCAAAAACACGAAACCAGUAUCACAAUAUGGACUUCAAACCGGUUCUGGAUGAUAUAUUGAUACACUGGCCAACCCUAGUUCAGAGCAUUCAGCUGACCACCCACUGAAAGAAACGCAGGUCUCCAAGUGAGAGCUAGAGAAAGGAGGACGGCUUCCCCAGCCCCCCCCCCCCCAGGGAAAUCUCUUUGCUCUGGUGCACAAAGGAGGCAACCCUUACUGAGACCUUUCUGAACUUCCUUCCGGUUUUCCAACCAGUAGCCCAAGACUCCUGCUCUGGUCUCUGUGGGACACCUCGAAGCAGCUGCUCCUGCCACGCAACCUGCGAGUCCCUGGGAAGCUGCUGCCCCGACUACUGGGAAUUCUGCCUGAACGCCUCUCCCUACUCAGGAACCCUCCUUGGGGGGAAAGACUUUAGCCUCCUCAACGUGACCUUCAGCGGCUCUUCCACCGUGAUUUGCAGGUGAGCUGAGAUUUCCAGAAGGAUUGGUAGCUCACGACACAGGCACUUGGGCUUGUUCUUGGCCUGGGAUGCAUGUGUGCAUUAAUGCACACAUUAGUGGGUCCCCCUCUCCACUGCAUUUCGGGUUACAUUUUCACGCUGUUGGGGGAGGAUCUUUUCCGGAUUGCAUGAGCUGUUGGGUUUCCCUGGCCCUGCAAUCCCCCCUUCUCCAAACUCUUAUUUGCGAAGCCAACACCUGCCCAUGUGCCACAAGUCUACACACCUCAGAUGCUUGAGGCAAAGCAAAAAGACAAAAAAAAAAAACAAACCACACAUUGCCAACCCUCCACACACACACACACACACACACACACACACACACACCACUGCCUGGAGGAGAGCAGAGAGAAAAGGAGGCUGGAAAGGAGCAGGCCGUGUGGGGUGGGAGGCAUGGCAGAGGGGCACGGAGGAGGUGAGCAGCUCCCCAAACCCAGAUCUGUUGCCUGAGGCAACUGCCUCACCUCGCCUCAUGGGUGGGCCUGGCCUGCACCUCAGCUUACCUAACUACGAAGUUAAUGUGGCUUAAUAUUUCCAUUCAGAUGGAAGCUGGUUUGAGGGGGAAACACAGCACAGAGAAGUAUUUCUCAAGAAACCACGCAGGCAUAGGCAAACUCGGCCCUCCAGAUGUUUUGGGACUACAAUAUAAUAAUAAUAAUAAUAAAUUUUAUUUAUAUCCCGCCCUCCCCAGCCGAAGCCGGGCUCAGGGCUCCCAUCAUCCCUAGCUAACAGGACCAGUGGUCAGGGAUGGUGGGAAUUGUAGUCUCAAAACAUCUGGAGGGCCGAGUUUGCCUAUGCCUGAACUACAGGAUAGAGGCGGGCUGUGGCUAAUCCACUGUAUACCCAAUUCCCAAAAACCAGCAAGGUUGGAUGCAGAGCAAAUGCUCAGGUGCUCACAGCCAGGGAUUCUGCUUUCCAGGCAGACCUGCUCCUCCCAGGUUUGCAGCAGUGAGAAAGGGGAACGGCAUGAUGAAAACCAACAAGAGGGAGGGAAGAGUGCACAUCGCCUAGUGUUGCCAUGGAGAUCUGUGUGUGCUCCUGUUUGAAAUAGGGCAGGGCCCAAAUAGCUUCCCAGGGCUGGGAAAUCCCAGGUCCCAUCGCUGGAGCAUCUUUCAUUUCCCCCUACCUGAAACAACAGACUCUUUGUUCUGAUUUCAGUAAGGCUUUUGACAAAGUCCCCCAUGAUAGUCCUGCAGAUAAUACAAUGUGGGCUGAACAAGGUAACACUUAGGUGGAUAUGUAUCUGGCUGACUGACCAAACCCAGAGAGUACUCAUUAAUGGUUCCUCAUCACCAUGGGGAAAAGUGACAAGGGGGUGCUGUAGGUUUCUGUCCUGGGCCCAUUGUUGUUCAUCAUCUUUAUAAAUGACUGGGAUGAAGGAAUUGAGGGGCUGCUCAUCCAAUUUGCAGAUGACACCAAACUGGGAGGGGAAGCUAAUGAUGCAGAAGACAGAACCAGAAUUCAAUACGACAAUAAUGUUGAAUGGGUUUAGAUGAGUAGGAGAGGAUAUUUUAUUUAUUAUUCUUCCUCUUCUUACUUGUGUAAGAAUGCAAAUACUUAUUUCAGCAGAGCUAAUUUGCCAUCCGUGUGCAGCUUAUCUCUAGAAGCUUCUAGAGACAAUGUUGCACAAUGCGGCAUAAUUAUGAUAUCCAAGGGUGCUCGGGCAGAGUUUGAUUUAUUUCCCCCCUUCUGUGUUUCCCUCUUAACAAAGAAAUCGCUCUUAGGCUGUUUAAGUAAACAAGAAAAAUAUAAAUGUUUCCCCACAUCAGAAGACUUGGCAGGAUUCAGCAGAUGAAAAUUAGGCAGACAAGAAUCCUCAAAAUUUACAAAAGUCCAUAGCCUGGUUCAAAAUGCAGUGCACUCUCUGGACAAGAGAUAAAAAGAAAAGUAUCCUUUCUAUUGUUCCUCCUCCUGCCCCAAGUUUAAAAGAUACGUUUCUGACUCAUGCAUUUGUGAUCUGGCUGCAGAUCCUCCCACGCUUGAGAAACUGGAGAACUGGGCCAAAACUGACAACAUGAAUGGCAACAGGGACAAAUGUAAGGCUCCUCUACGGGAGAGAGGAUGAGACCCUGCAGAACUCCAGAGUAUAAAUGGUGGUGGGGUCAACCAGUGAUUUCCCCAGCACCAACUGACUUCUGGAAUUCGUCCUUCAGAUAGAGAUGGAACAACCAGUGUUAAAACUAGAUCCUGAAUCAGGUUGAAAUGGAUCUUGAUAAUGAGUCUCAUUCAGGAGACCCUGAAGUGGUCUAGUAACUCUCCACACAAACCCCUUCUUCCAGUCAACAGCCAUUGCACUCCCUUGGGUUCAUGGGCAGGAGUUUCCUUUAGGAAUGGUCUUGUAACUACUUCCUUCAAUGCAGCUGGGGACACCCGAGGUCAUCUGUCUGUCCUAAAGAGGCAGCUGCUACUCCUCCUCCUCCACUGGGAUCUCUUCCCCCAAAGAGUCUUUCCUACUAGCCAUCUCUUCUGGAAACCAAGGACUGCCAGACUGCAGCUGUAACCUGACACCUCAGCACUGAAUGUCAGCUUUCAAUGAGCAAACAAGUUAGACGUCUUUGGUGAAUCUCACCAAGUGCCGAUUGUUGUUCUUGCCUGUUAGGGUCAUACUGCACCGUGAACAUGUCCAGUUGCUUGCCGUCUUAAUCCCUUUUGGUUUUAUAAAACGAUUCCUUCCAGCUGGCCUUGGCAGGAGCCAAUCAUGCUGUGAAAUGCCGGAAGGAAACGGCGGAGGGAGAGCUGGGAGAGUGGCCCACUGACCGUCUACCUGGCCUGCAGGGCCAUCAAGGAAUUAAGUGGCUGAGGUGGUGGGAUUUGAACCCAGGGCCUCCAAGCCGACCCCUGCUCCGACUUUCCCCCUUCCUCCUUUGGGUCACAUGGUGGUUUCUCUUUGGCAUUGACAGGUUUGCAGGGUCAGUCGAGACCAGAGGCUACGUGGCUGGAGAUGGCCGAGUCCACUGCAUCUCCCCCUUGCUCUACCAGAUCGGGAUCCUGAAGCUGGAGAUUUCCAGCGAUGGCGGACGGACAUUUCCCUGGAUGGCAACCUGGGUGUCAGGUGACUUGUUUUCCAGUUUCCAGGUUCCUUGAUCUCCACAGAGCUCUGUCUCCAAGUACCUUGUCCUCUGCUUGCCUUUGCCUGUUUCCUCGAGGGAGAGGGCUGGGUGUUCCCAAAGCAACCGCCCUCAUUUCCAGCACUUGGGAAGGGAUUCUGCUGCGGCUGAAACUGUGUCACGAUGUAACGUGGGUGGCGAAGAUAAUGUUGGGCCUUGCUGCCUCUGCUGCUUCCUGCCUUGCAGAGCCGCUGUUUAGAAUAAGUCAUACGCAGCUCUGGGAGGGACUUGGCUGCCUGAGGAGGUCUGGGGCUUGCUAUGUCCCUCUUUGCUUUCAUGGCCUGCUCUUAAUGAAGAAUUUCAGGGAUGCUUCUUUGCAUGCCAUAAAUAGUGUUACAGGCCACCGCUAUGUUUGAGUGUUAAGACAUUCCUAGGAUUCUGAGCUUUACUGAGAGUUUGGUUUCCUUGGAAAGAGGUUCGGUAGAGAUUGUGGUGUCCUUAGGAUAUAUUAUUUAUUUACACAUACAUAUACAAGCUGAGCAUCAGAUGAAGCAUCUUGCAGCAUCAGCAGACCUUGCUUCUCCAUUAAUGGCAGCUUUGGACCCAGCACAGAGCAAGCAUGUCUCUGGGUUUCCAGCUUCCAGGCUCCUUCUAGCUCAGCUCCCACACAACACACUGACUUUAGGUCUUCUCCCUUGCAUCUAGGAGAGGGGGGUGGAGGAAAGGCCUGUGGCAAAAGAGAGAUGUCCAAGACAGUCUCUCCCACCCCCUCCAUUGCCAACUGCGACACAACAGUCCUGCAGUGCUGCUGCCACCCUCCCACUUACACCUGCAGCCCAGAUGAGAGGGAAUCUGGGAUGCACUAAAGCAAUUACUGUAUUUUUCGCUCCAUAAGACACACUUUUUUCCUCCUAAAAAGUAAGGGGAAAUGUCUGUGUGUCUUGUGGAGCAAAUGCGUGGUCCCUGGAGCCGAAUUGCCCAGGGGCAAAAAGCAGAUCAUGCUUUUUUUGGAAAGAGGGAAGUGGGUGUUGAAACAAAGCCGCUGAUCGUUUGCCGAUCAGGGAGAGAGAUAAGGGACGCUAGAGAUAAAGGAGGCUGCCUGGGAGGGGGGAGGUAAAGACAGCAAACUUGCGAGACUUCCGGGUUAGCGCCUCCGGCAAUGGCGGAAUUCCUCUGAUCGGGAGGAACCUGCUCCGUGGAAAUCAGGGUCUGGCUGCCACGGCGAAGGCGGAGACCCACCAAAAACCACAGGCGGGAGAAGCCUGUGGACGUGGGAUUCGGCUGGCACCUUUUGCGCCCCCCCCACUCGCGGGGAAACCCGGUUUCGGGGGUCCGGAGCGACGUGGGGUGAGUGGUGCGGUGCUUUGAAUCGACUGCUUUUUUUACGGAGUGAAGCCGCAUUGCCGUUGCCGGAGAGCGCUGACUUUUUCCUGUGGACAAUUGGAUUUUAAACAACUACCCGUGAGUAGAACGGAAAAUUGGACCUUUAAACAUCUUAAUUUGGCACCGAAACGGGAAGGUUUCAAACAGGAAGUCCGCCUUCCUCUUUUGUAAAUAGAUAGAGCAAAGACGCUGCAAGCUAAAGUCUUGGGGAGCCUUUUGCAAAGGACUAAAUUUUCAUCAGUUAAAAUUAUUAAACCCCCCUUGGAAGCAGGAGAAGAGGGGGGAAAUUUUAGAUUGCCUAAGCCUGCAGGAGAGAGAGUGAAGAAAGACAAAUCACCACCGUUUUGAACCUGGGAACGGGCUGUCAGUAAGUUUGACGUUUUGGGAAAGUCCAUUGACUGUGAAUAAAACGUAUGUUGACAGAUAGUUAAAUAAGAGAAAUAUAUUGUUUCCAUUGCUUCCUUUUGCACUUAAAAAGGAGCAAAAGUAACGGAAAGAUUGAAACUAACUUUGCUGCUGGAUCUGCGUUCAAAAGGACGGAUACAAAUAGAAAUUGUUUCCUCUAGAGGGAGCUUUUGAAACUGUUGCAGGAGUGGAGCUGGGGAAUUUUCCAGCUGCAGAGAUAAAAGACCGUGAGAAUCAGACAUUGACCUUGGACAAGAAUGUCGACAGAAGAAGCCUUAAUGACUGCAUUUUGCAAGACAAGUGCUUUAUUGGAACAGCUUCAUGAGAAGAUGGAUGUGAUGGCUAUUAAAAUUGAUAAUUUGGGACAAAAAAUGACUGAUCUGGGACAAGAAGUGAAUAUUUAUACAGAAACUACUCAGGAAUCGAUCCAGGAACCUACUUCGACAGGGCAAGUUGUGGAGAAGACGAGGGAGAAAGUUAUUCUAGAAUCUCAAGUAAUACAAGUGGAGAGAGCCUCAGUCUUACAGAGACAAUUUGAUGAAUAUAAGUUGUUGCCUUCUAUGUUUGAAUUUAGGGAAAGCCAAUUGAAACACGUCCUGAAAUAUCUUUUGGACUCUAGUUUUGAUUAUGGAGAAUGGGCUGACCAGUCGAGAAGGAAUAAAGACAUUGUUAGGUUGGAGCUUCCCCGAGAUCUACUCCUCAAUGUCAAAGGAAGGAAAUUAAGAAUAAGAUCAGCAGAAGACAAAGUAAAGUGUAUGUACAAAUAUGAAGAAGAUCUGCAGAAGGGACAUGGAAAAGAGUUAAGAGCCUUGGACAGAAGAUCACCAGGUUGAUGGACCAUAUGGAUUGAUAGAAAGGACUGGCAGAAUCCGAGACCAGGGAGAAGAGACAGUGGAAGAAGAUUGGAAAAAAAAGUUUUAAAAAUUUAUUUAUAGAAACGUUGUAAAAUUAAUGAGUGUUAGAAAAAUGUUGGAAUGAAAAUACACGGCUUUAGUAGAAAUGUUAUAAGGAGUUAAGUACAAAUAAGUUUCAGGGUAUUAAUGGUAAGAUAAGGUUAAAAUAAAUUAUGAUAAUUAUAUGAUAGAAAAUAGUGAAAGAUGGAAAGGAUUUGCUGAAACAAUUAAUAACUAGAACACAAAAAAGGGAGGUGUGAGGAGGUCGAUGAAACAAGUUAAUGAAAGACAAAGAUAUGGAAAUAUUGGAUGUGUUUUUAAUUGUUUUUGCUUUUGCUGUUGUUUUGAUGUAUUGUGUUUUUUGUUUUUUGUUUUUUAUGUAUAGUAUUGAUUUGUAUUGUUUAUUUUUUCUUUCUUUUUUUCCUUCUGUAAUCUUUAAACCUUUAAUAAAUAUUAUUAUUUUUUUAAAAAAAAGACAGCAAACUUGCAAAGGGGGGAAACAGGAAGACUAAAGCAAUAAGGAGAGAAAUUAGAAGAAAAGGCGGAGCAAAAAACUGCUCCAGCUAAGGAAAAGAUACUAAGGCAAACAAAAGGGAAGGGAGUGUUGAAAGGAAGCAGCUGAUCGGUGGGAUCGGGAGAGAGAUAAGGGAUGCUAGAGAUAAAGGAGGCUGCCUUGGAGGGGGCAGGUAAAAGCCCAUGGAUCCUAAGGAUUUUUGCACUGGGUCACCCAAAUUCACCAUCAGAUCACACAGCAUGUCCAUGGCUACAGCUGGUACCAAAGAAACCACCCACCCACUGUUGCAUGGGGCCACAAUGGCGCAAAAACGUGGUUACAAAGCACAGAUCCACAUACAUCCUCAGGAUUUUUGCAUUGGGUCACCCCAAAUUCACCAUCAGAUCACAUGUCUGUGGCCACAGCAUGAACCACAAAAAUCAUACAUCCACUGUUUCGUCCACUGGCACACUGGCCUGGAGGAACGGUGGGCAGAUCAGGGCCUUCCUCACAAGGCCCACCCUUUAGCCCAGAAGACCCAUCCCUUAGUUGUAGCUCCUGCAACCUGACUCAUUCUUCUGGGAUGCUGAGGAGGACACUUCCAUGGCCUGCAAAGGCCCUUGUCUUACAGAGAACCUAGUCUGACUGGUUUAGAACCCUCUUUUUCUAACCAUCGCUGAGUACAGGACCCCAAGAAUGGGGAAGGACUCAGGGCAUCAUCCCAACUGACACCCCCCAACCCACAACAUCAGCAUCAUUCAGCCAGUAAGAAACAAAAGCUCCCUUGCUCAAGGGCUGUGCAAAACUAGUGACUCACCAUUGCCACUUUUUGCUCCGUCAUGCAGUUCAUCAUGGCAAAGUGUCUCCUUCGGAAAAAAGCACGCUGGUGAAUGAAACCAAGUGGCAGUACUAUGGCACUCCUGGCACUGGGGGGAACCUGACGGUCACCUGGAACCAUCGGACACUUCAAGCCAGCCAUGUCAAUGUCGAAGUCUGGGGCUAUAACGAAACAGGUAAGGCUCUCCCUGUGUCCACGCGGGUCUUGUGAUGAGUGGGGUAUUGCAGAUAUUAAGCUUGUGCAGAAUGAAGCAGCUGGAUACAUAAAAACUGACCCUUUUUGGAAUAAAACGUUGUCCAGGCUCAUUUGUGAGGCCUCUUUCUUGCAGGAGACGGCUGUAUUUUCAGCUUCUGGGCUUCUGUGGGCAGCUGUUUUUGGCCACUUUUUGAGAAGUGCUGGGAGCAGGUGAAGCUGGUCCUUUGUCUCAUCUGAAAUAACAGGGGGGAGAUGGGGCUGAUUUCAUUCAUUCAUUCAGAACUGACAAGACAAUGUUUAACAUAGCAUAAUGAUAAUAUCAGUAAAACCUUCAAUGGCGCAUGGUGGGAUGUCUUAAGUCAUGCACGGCUCAGGACCUCAAUACCUUAAUGUCAGAUGGCUGUUGCGGUUGCUUGAGAGUAAGGUUGAGCUUGAAUCCUGAUAAGGCAGAAGCACUGUUUUUGGGGGACAGGGGGCGGGCAGGUGUGGGGGAUUCCCUGGUCCUGAAUGGGGCAACUAUGCCCCUGAAGGACCAGGUGUGCAGCCUGGGAAUCAUUUUGGACUCACAGCUGUCCAUGGAGGGGCAGGUCAAUUCUGUAUCCAGGGAAGCUGUCUACCAGCUCCACCUGGUACACAGGAUGAGACCCUCCCUGCCCACAGACUGUCUUGCCAGAGUGGUGCAUGCUCUGGUUAUCUCCCGCUUGAACUACUGCAAUGCGCUCUAUGUGGGGCUACCUUUGAAGGUGACCUGGAAACUGCAAUUAAUUCAGAAUGCGGCAGCUAAACUGGUGACUGGGAGUGGCCGCCGGAACCACAUAACACCAGUCCUGAGAGAUCUGCAUUGGCUCCCAGUAUGUUUCCGAGCACAAUUCAAAGUGUUGAUGCUGACCUUUAAAGCCCUAAACGGCCUCGGUCCUGUAUACCUGAAGGAGCGUCUCCAUCCCCAUCGUUCACCCUGGACACGGAGGUCCAGCGCCGAGGGCCUUCUGGCAGUUCCCUCAUUGCAAGAAGUGAGGUUACAGGGAACCAGGCAGAGGGCCUUCUCAGUGGUGGUGCCCACCCUGUGGAACACCCUCCCUUCAGAUGUGAAGGAAAUAAGCAGCUAUCCUAUCUAUAAAAGACAUCUGAAGGCAGCCCUGUUUAGGGAAGUUUUUAAUAUUUAAUGCUGUAUUGUUUUUAACACUCGAUUGGAAGCCGCCCAGAGUGGCUGGGGAAACUCAGCCAGAUGGGUGGGGUAUAAAUAAAUUAUUAUUAUUAUUAUUAUUAUUUAGUAACCAGGCAGGACUCUGCCUGUCUUUUACAGGCUUUAUUUUGGUGCAAACUAUUUACAGUGAAGAGCGUCAUAAGUUCAUGUCUGGCUCAAUCGCUAGCAGUACCCGGGAGUGGUCUUUUUUUUGUACCUCCCCCAACAUAAAAGUUUCAUUACCCCCAACUAUCUCUGCCCCUCCCUGUGCCUCAGACUACUGCGCAGGAUGGGUGAUGGCAAGGGGGUGCUUCUCCCCUCUCCAGCUUGCCCAGGAGUGGUGUUAAGGCUCCCACUAGCAUCCUCUGGUCCUUGCACCUCUUCCCCACGGGAGGUGGGGCGUUCCUCCUCCCCGGAAGAGGAACUGCUUCACAAGAUUUUCGGAGGCUCCCUGUAACACAACUGCCCUUCUGUUUCUCGCCUCUGAGCCGAUGGCAGUUCCCUGACACUUAAGGACUGCAUCUCCCCAUAUGAAGCAACCUAGACCCUGCGCUUGACACCCGAGACCCUUCUCUAUGUCCCCCCUCCCUGAGAGGUCCGGAGGAUGGCAACACAAGAACAGACCUUCUCUGUGGUGGCUCCCUGACUGUGGAAUGAUCUCCCAGAGAGGCUCGCCUGGUGCCAUCAUGACAUGUUUUGAGGAGCCAGGCAAAAACAUUCCUCUUUACUCAUGCCUUCAGACAUUAAAUUAUCUAUAGCUUGUUAAAUGUGUGGGGUGGAGGGGACUGUUAUUAUUCUAUUAGUAUGCUGUCUGUUAUUAUGCUCUGUAAAAUAUGUUCUUAACAUUGGACACCAUCCUGGGAUAUUUCAAUAAAGGGCGGUAUAUAAAAUGAAUAAAUAAUAAUUGAAUCCUAGAAUCGUAGCAUUGGAAGGGACUCCAAGAGCCAUCUAGUCUAACCCCCUGAAAUGCAGGAACUGCAACUAUGACAGAUGGCCAGCCAACCUCUGUCUACAAACCUCCAAGGCCAUCUGUCAUGGGUGCUUGAGUUGAGACUCCGGCAUUGCAGGGGGUUGGACUAGAUGACCUUUGGCGUCCCUUCCAACCCUAUGAUUCUAAGGAAGGAGAGCCCACCGCCUUCUGAGGGAGUUGAACAGCUCUUACCUUCAGAAAGCUUAUCCUAAUGCCAACUCUUCCUCCCUCCCCUGGUCAGGCGAGCCUUAUUCCAGCUCCUGGGUGGCAGAAUGGAAAUACCUUUACACCCUGAAGAGAAACCUGACCAACACGGGAGCCUUUACUUUCCUGCCGGUGCCCUCGGCUCAGUACUCUGCCUGGGAAGUGGGGGCUCUGAGGAUUUCCUCCGCUGCUUCUUCCGAUGGUCAGAGGUGAGUCACUGACCCCUGGGAGGGGUGUGUGUCCUCCCCCCAGCCGGACAGCAACCUCCGGGGGCUCACAUGAUGGGGAGGGUCUCGUUCUCCUAGGCACCCCAGUCUCCGAGUUGUGAGAGAGCUCAGGGGGGCUGCCAGCACAUGCCUUGGGUUGGGCUAGGAAGCAACUGUGGUUUCGUGGACACAGACGUGAGACGGAAGAGCUCACCUGCAGGCCUGCAAACCUUCUCUUUGUGGGAAUGUUGUGGGUAACAGGUGAAAUAAAUAAACUAAGGUUUUAUAUAUAUAAUAAAAGUUCAUAAAUGUACCAAGCAAACACGUGCAUAGAUAUGUGAACCACAUGUCCAAAGCAGCACAGGAGGGCAGCCCUGGAGGCAUUUUGGCUCCCAAACUGACCAAAUGUUUUCUCUGCAAGGUCAAAGGAAAAUGGAAAAGCCUCCCCAUUGUCUUUUCAUUCACAAAACCUGUCUUAAGGGUAUAUCUGUGUAUGAAUGGGGUGAGCCUGUGACCCGGCUCAGGAACUGGGUAUUUGUCACAACAAAAGCCUGGCCAGGCUCCCCAGGGUAAGCAUUAACAGGUAACCUGCCAGACAGGAGAUAAACAACAACAGGAGAUAAACAAGGCACUCAGAUUUCUGCUGUAGACUGCCCUUUCUGUGAUGUAUGUAUGAUGUAUGGAGGGGUGGUCUUGGACUCCAGGGCAGGGAAUUUAAAAUGUCUAUUUAAGGGCUGGCACACCUUUGUUCUGGGUCCUCCGUGUGAGGGGAGCACCCUGUUGCAACAGUUCAGUAAAGAUGAGGCUUACUAGCUGCUUUGCUUCCCAAUAUUCUCUGGUUUGCCUCUGUUAUUUUCUCCGACUGAUGGAGAACCUGCAGCGGACUCUAUAAGGGCUCUUGUGUCCCCCAUAAGGGAAUAAGGGCAGAUUUUCAUUUAUUAUACAGGAGAGGAUAUAUUGAUUAAUAUUAUCCCUCCUAACUCGCGCUAGCAAGUUUCUUCAUAUAGCAGAGUGCAUUCUCCUAUCACACAGCAGGAAGCUGGCUGCAGACUCCUUAGAAUCUCUUAAGUUCUGUUACUCCUGGCAAGACCCUUUUGAUCCCUCCUAAAAGAAUAAAGACACCACAGUCUUAUUCAUAAGUAACAAAAAGUAGUUACUCAUGAUCAAGCAGAGCACAGUGUGAUCCCUGAAGGCAGGCUCUAGGCUUAAAGUUGCAAACAUGUACAAACAGGUUUACCCCAUAUGGGCAGCCCUGUUUAGGGAAGUUUUCAAUGUCUGAUCUUUUACUGUGUUUUUAAUAUCCCGUUGGAAGCCACCCAGAGUGGCUGGGGAAACCCAGCCAGAUGGGCAGGGUAUAAAUAAUAAAUUACCGUAUUUUUUGCACCACAACACUCAUUUUUUUCCUCCUAGAAAGUAAGGGGAAAUGUCUGUGCGUGUUAUGGAGCGAAUGCCUGCGGGUGGCGGAGGGGAUCUGCUGCAGUCGUGAGCAGAGGAUCCAUGGUUCCCCUUCCUUCCCUCCUCCGUGGUUACAAAGCAUGGAUCCACAUGGAUCCUCAGGAUUUUUGCACUGGGCUACUCCAAACUCACUGUCAGAUCACAUGUCUGUGGCCACAGCAUGAACCACAAAAAUCAUAUAUCCACUAUUUCGUUUAGAAUAUUUUUUUUUCUUGUUUUCCUCCUCUAAAAACUACGUGCGUGUUAUGGUCUGGUGCAUGUUAUAGAGCGAAAAAUAUGGUAUUAUAAUAAUAUUAUUAUAACCUGGUACAGUCCAGGUGAAUCAGGAAGUUCGCUGGACGAAAAAGAAGAUUGAAGAGAGGAAGGUGGCUGUGUGACUUGGCCUUUUACCAGGUCUGGAAAGGUCACCCCCACCUCCUGGUCACAUGCAAAGGAAGGAUGCCCCAGCCAGGUGUAACAGGAAGUUCAAACUGGCUGGACCAACAUUCCCCUACAUGUCCACUCUAGACAAACAGGUAGUGUUGUGCUUGACUGCUCCAGCAGAUUACACCCCACACUCUUUCUCUUCUGCUCCCCUCCUCCAGCAACGUGGCGGCCAUUUGGAGCACGGAGCACGCCUUGGCCUGGCACCUGGGAGACGACUUCCGCAAGGACCCGGCCGCCUGGGCCACAGCCAAGUGCCGCCAGUGGGACGCCCUGGAGACAGGCCUGCCCAAUUUCCUAGACGAGAUCCCAGACUGCCCCUGCACUUUGGCACAGGCCCGGGCGGACGUGGGGCGAUUCCACGUAGGUCCUUUGUGUCUUGCCUGCAGUGCUGGGGUGGCAGGGUGGGGCAAAGAAAACAGCGCAGGCCUAGUGGUCACAGCAACUCUUCCCAGUAGGUCUUGCCCCAAUGAAGCAGUUGCAAGGACUGAAGGUCCCCGCCUUCCCACCGCUCUCUAAGACUCCUCCCUGGUUCCUUCCCCAGCAGCCUAAGACUCCUUCCUCUUGUCCAGGCAUAGGCAAACUCAGCCCUCCAGAUGUUUUGGGACUACAACUCCCACCAUCCCUAGCUAACAGGACCAGUGGUCAGGGAUGAUGGGAAUUGUAGUCUCAAAACAUCUGGUGGGCCAAGUUUGCCUAUGCCUGCCUUAGUUCCUUGAUCCUGGAUUCCACCCACUAGAGCAGGGGUCAGCAAACCUUUUCAGCAGGGGGCCAGUCCACUGUCCCUCAGACCUUGUGGGGGGCCGGACUAUAUUUUGGAAAGAAAAAAAAAAUGAACGAAUGCCGAUGCCCCACAAAUAACCCAGAGAUGCAUUUUAAAUAAAAGCACACAUUCUACUCCUGUAAAAACACACUGAUUCCUUGACCGUCUGUGGGCCAGAUUGAGAAGGCGAUUGGGCUGGAUCUGGCCCCCGGGCCUUAGUUUGCCUAUCCAUGUUCUGGAGUCUGCCUCUUGACCCCCCCCCCCGCUCUCUGCCACAGCCUCUCCCUGCUUAGUAAAACCUGUUGCCUCUUCAGCUUCCGACACUCCUCUUCCCAGUCUUCUCCCACUGACCAUCCCAGUCCCCUGGCUCUGAGCUUUCUUCCCCUGGGGGUUCCCCAGCUGGUGCCUCCCAAACUCCUCUGCAUCCAGAUUGUCCAUGGCAGACCCCAAGGUCAGCCCCUGGUGCUGGACUCUCCUUCCUUGGAAGUUUUAAAGCAGAGGUUGGAUGUGUCCUGCCUCAACGGCUGGAAGCAGCGAUGCUUCUGAAUCCCAGUGGCUGGAAACCCACAGACAGGGGUGUGGAGAGCUGCUCUUGUGCACGCAUCCUGCUUUUGGGUUUCCCAUAAUGGGCGUCUGGGUGGACGCUGUGAGGACAGGAUGCCGGACCAGAUGGGCCACCGGCCUCAGCCAGCAGAUGUUCUUAUGACUCUCCCACUUGUUGUGGUUAAUCCAGACAGCAAAAAAAGUGACCACAGAUCUGGGCCAGGGGAAUCCAGAACAGGCCAUAAAGACUCAUACCCACAAACACAACCACACACCCCAACCUUUGUGCAGAGGAACUGGGUGCUCUGGGAGUGAGGCUCAGGUGGGCUGGUGAUCUGUGCCUUGACAGGCAGCUUCCUGAACUGUCAAGGAAUUUCCCAGCAAAAGCCUCCAGAACCUUCUCAGCCACACCCAACCACAGGGUUCGUCUUCUCUCUCUCCACACAUGACGCAAGAGGACAUUUGUGCAAGAGAGGACUCCCCUCCCUGCUUAGAGGUCCUUCCUUGGGCAGCCUCUGCCUCAACACCUCCCUCCUCUUCCUCCAGCCUGUGAGUUGGGAUCCCUGCACUGAGGGUGGGUCUCUGUGAUGCCCAAACCUUAUGAUUCCCAGCCAGCUGUGAAACUGGCACCAGCCCACGUUGUGAAAGUUUAGCUGAUCUGCCUGCCCUUCAGAGAACAGGCUCAGCUGGUUCCCUACUUCCCUGGAGCUUUGGCUCAUCCCCAGCUAGGGAGCUGCCGCAGACUUCUUCCUUCCUUCCAGGAACCAGGUAUGGGGGAGCACCCUCCCCGGAAAGGUGCCAAGAAAACCUGGACGUCUCAUGGCACCCAGCACCCAGCUUCUGCAAUCAGGAUUUGGCCGUCCUCACUUGCCCUCUGGGGGCACCCAUAGCCUUUGGGGACACCCACUUGAAUGGGGCUGCCUUUGCAGACUGCUCAGAAACUUCAGCCACAAGGCACAGAUGUGUCCUGCCAGAACUUUUUGCCAGCUGCUUAAUCAUUUCCAGGCACAAGGCAAGCUCUGGAACCAGGUCAGGGGCUGCCUCCUCCCACAGCCACCCCAGUCCUCACCAGGGCACCUGUGGGAUACACAGCACCAAUUGAGCACUACACAAGGCUCCUUCCUGCACAGGCAUGAUUUCAUAGAGUUGGAAGGGACCCUGAGGGUCAUCUAGUCCAACCCCCUGCAAUGCAGAAAUCUCAACUAAAGCAUCCAUGACAGAUGUCCAUCUAACCUCUGCUUAAAUACCUCCAAGGAAGGAAAGUCCACAACUUUCUGAGGCUCUUACUUUCUGAAAGUUCUUCCUGAUAGUCAGAAUCGCCUUUCUUGUAACUUGAAUCCAUUAGUUUGAGUCGUAUCCUCCAGAACAGGAGAAAACAUGUGGCAGCCCUUCCUCCAUGUGGCAGCCCUUCAGGUCUUUGAAGAUGGCUAUCCUAUCUCUCCUGUCUCAUUUUAUAAGCUCCUUCAACCAUUCCUCAUACGGUUUGGUUUCCAGACCCUUGAUCACCUUGGUCACCCUCCUCUGCACAUGUUCCAGCUUGUCCAUAUCCUUCUUAAAUUGUGGCGCCCAGAACUGGACACAGUAUUCCAGGUGUGGUCUGACCAAGGUCUGCUUUGAGAACCACCUCUGAAGAUGACCAUUCUGGCAGAUAACUCAUGUCUUCUUUUAUGGCUUUCAUGACUUGGUUUUAAGUCACCUUGAGGCCCUUUUGCUAAAAGGUGCUACAAUAAUCUGCAGGUGGGGCUUAAGAGCGGGGGAGGGGGCACCCGUGUGUUGACCAGCCUCUCUCUGCUCUCUCCCUUCCAGACUGACUACGGGUGUGACAUCGAGAAGGGCAGCGUCUGCACCUACCACCAGGGGGCAGUGCACUGUGUCCGGGGGGUUCAGGCCAGGUAAGUCUCUCCAGGUGCGCUGCAGGCUGGGCUCACAGUGGCCAAGACCGGCCACCUUCUGUGGAAAGGGCUCUGAGCCCCUUCGCCUUCUCUUCCAGCCCACGAUACUCCUCAGGGCAGCAGUGCUGCUACAAUACUGCAGGGACCCAGGUCCUCACCGGAGACUCCGUCGGGGGAAGCACACCGGACCGAGGCCACGACUGGGGGGCUCCCCCUUACCAAAAGCCCCCCAGGGUCCCUGGCUUUUCCCACUGGAUUUAUGAUGUCAUCAGCUUCUACUACUGCUGCUUGUGGUCCAAUAACUGCCCCACUUACCUCAACCGCCGUCCCUCCAGUGGCUGCAGGAAGUACCGUCCCCCCAGAGUUGGUAUGUUCUCCUGACCUCACUCAGCCCUUCUUUGUAUCCAUAGCACAAGGAGAGAGAGAGAGGGAGGCAAAUCGAUGCCAAGCUGGGGGCACCCAAUUAAUUAGAUGGAGCUGUAUAUUUUUGCGAGGGAACUGGACAGUGAAAUGGGCUGGCUCCUGGGUGAUGCAGAUGCCAUUAUGCAGUUGAAUGCGCCCAUGUUCUCCAUUCAUUUCCCUCCCAUCCACCCACCUGCUUCUGCAAAGCCCCGGGCACUUGCAACCCCUGCUAUGCCACUGUGUAGGGCAAGGCUUAGGAGAGGACUAGGCUUGGCCAGAGAUGGUUCCCUGGCGGAGGACUUUCCUCAGGGCAAGUCUGGGCCCUCCUUCACCAGUGCAGUUUGGGUUCUGGGUUGGAGCCAAGGCCAACCAAUGGCAGCUCAUUUCUCUCCCCCCACUACCCCAGCCACUUAGAAAAGGGGGUAGGUGGCCCAUUUGGGUACAGGUGCCCAGAGAACCCCAUGCCAGCCCUGAAACUCAACAUGCUACAUUGGUCAGUCUCCGUUAUGGCGCUCUUAAUGCGUGUUCUCUGUCUUUGCAUUUGCUGAACAGCCUCAGCUUUUGGAGAUCCUCACUUUGUCACUUUUGACGGGACUAACUUCACCUUCAAAGGCCUUGGAGAAUAUACUGUGCUGGAAUCCAGCCUCACAUCCCUGAGCAUCCAAGGGAGAACCCACCGUGCCAAGUUGUCAAAUGGUGAGGUCUUCUGUCUCCUUUCCUGCGUUUCAGGGGGUUGGAAUAGAAGACCCUUUGAGUCUGUUCCAACUCUGCAAUAUUGUGAUUCCAAAUGCCAGAUUUUUGAAACUCUGCGUUCAAUUCAAGGCUUGAUUUUGGGGUUUCUAAAGCCCUAAAUCACCUGGGGACAUGCUAAGAAGCAUCUAUAGGUCCCACCCUGUAAAUUCAGAUAAAUUGGGGUAUGUGUUGCUCGAGGUCCCCUUUGCUGCUUCUGCGAGGAGCUCCAAGAAGGAUGCCUUUUCAGUGGUGGCCCCAGUAUUAUGACGCCCCUUCUCAAGUGGGAUCUAGCCACUCUGUUGGGCAUUUUACAUUUGGCAAGAGGGUUACAGAUGUUGCUGAACUCCCAUCUUCCAUCAUCUCUCACCAUUGGCCAUGCCAGCUGGGGCUGUUUGGAGCUGGAGCACAGCAACAUCGGGGUGUGAGUGUGUGGGUGUGGGUGUGUGCAGGUUUGACCCUCCUGCCUAUUUGGUUAAAGCUGCUAUUUUCUCCCAAACCUUCUGUGGUUCCAAAGCCCAUUGAUGUUUAAAUUCCACUGUUGCUUCUAUCGGUGUUUGGCUUUUCCUGUUUCCUAACCUGGAUAGAAGAUGAUUUGGGGGCCUUUUGGUCAGAAAAGUAGAGCAUAGAUUUAAAAAUGAAAUAAACAAGUCACUUUCUGUCUCUUGAGACUUGGUGCACCACACUGAUGUUUGCAAUUGCCUGGCAGGAACUGAGGCCAAGGUGACGGGCUUCUCUGCCGUUGCCAUGCAGGAGAAUCGCUCAGAUGUGGUUGAGAUACGUAUCCCGGAGCGCUCGGACGGGCUGGAGGUCCUGCUCAACCAGAAGGCACUCAACUUCUCUGAACAAACCUGGAUGGACCUGAAUGGUGAGACAUGGAGAGCAGGGCUGGCCAGGUUGGAUUUCAGAAGCCCUGCAAGUGAUUCCUUUCUGCUUAAGCACGGGGGCAAGACAUGUCUGCUCACCAGGGCCGUAGGUGGGAGCUGGAGUCCAUCAAAGUCUGGAGGGCCUCAGGUAAGCCCAUGGAUGUCUGCUGGAGAGCAGCUCUGGUAUCCUUCAUGAUAAUACUAAUGAGUUAAGAUAAGAAACCAAGGAGGAAAGAAUGGAAACCAAGCCUGAUGAGGAACGGUUGAAGGAGCUGGGUAUGUUGAGCCUGGAAAAGAGGAGACUGAGAAGAGAUUUGAGAGCCAUCUUCAAAUAUUUCAAGGGCUGCCACGUGGAAGAGGGAACAAGCUUCUCCUGCUCUGGAGGGCAGGACUUGAACUCAUGGCUUCAAAUGACCAGAAAUGAGAUUCUGACCAAACAUCAGGAAGCAUUUUCGGACAGUAAGAGCUGUUCAAUAGCGGAACCUCUCCUUCAGGAGGUUGUGGAGUCUCCUUCAUGGGAGGAUUUUAGGCAGAGGUUGGAUGGCCACCUGUCAGGGAUUCUUUAGCUGAGAUUCCUGCAUUUUAGGAGGUUGGACUAGAUGACCCUUGGGAUCCCUUCUAAGAUUCUUAUCAGUCACAAAAACCAAAGAACCAAGCAAAGCGGAUGAGCUGGUCCAGCAUCUUCAUUCCCACAAAGCCCACCCAGAUGCCUCCAGGAGAAGCUCACUGCCCCCUUCUUGGUUCCUCCUAGUUUCGUACAUUGGAUUCUUCCCUGAGGCUUUGAGGUGACUGCAACUUAAACUUCUGCAGAAUUUAAAUCUAAGGCCAAGAAGCCUUGCAACCCAAUAGGUGGUUGGCAUCUGUCUCAGAAGAAAUUGGAGGAGUGAACCUUUGGGGUGUGUGAAGUGAAACCGUUGGAAGGUUACAGCUCCUGCUGUGGUUGUGGAGACUGAUAUGGGAGAGACAUGUGUUGUUGCAGCUGGGGCAGAGGGAGGUGCCUGGUUGUGCUGCUGCGGAUGGACCACGGUGCUUCUUCUCUUGGUCAUCCCUCCUCUGGUCACUGCUGUGGAUACAUGACCUGUCUGUCUGUCUCCAGGCACUGGGGGCGUCUGCAGGAGUUGAUGGUUCCAGCCUUCAUGUCAUAUUUGCGGACACCUUGGUAAUGCAACCAAAUAAGUCUGUCAAUAUUAUGUAAAGCCAAGUUUGCUCCAAAACAAGCAAACUGCAGGAUAGAUCAAUUCAUGGAGGUGGAGAGAACUAUGGAGCUCUUCUCUGCCCACCACGGUCAGAGGCAGCGAUGCUUCUGAAUCUCAACUGCUGCAAACCGCUCUUGUGCUCGAAUCCUGCUUGCUGGUUUCCCAUAAUGGGCCCCUGGUUGGCCCUUGUGAGAACAGCAUGCUGGACUAGAUGGGCCACUGGGCUGAUCCAGGAGGCUGUUCUUAGGUUCUUAUGACCGGUGUCCCUCUUGGAUUCUGUGAAUCCUGAAGAGCAGAACUGAGUCAUGGAGGAGAAAACCAAAUUUUCUUCCCAACUGCCUCUCAACAAACUGUGGGAUGUGAAACACAAGAGCAGUCAAGUAUAACAUUCCUAGAGUGAACAUGUUUACACAUGGGGAGGAAUGUUUGUCCAGCCAGCAGGUAAACUUCCUGUUUCCUUCUGGGCUGGGACAGACUUCCUCCGCAUGUGACUAGAGAUGGGUGUGGCCUCACCUGUGCAGGUAACGACAAAAGCACAGGGCAGGGCAGCCAUCUCUCUAUUUUGACUACAUGCAUCGAAGAAGCAACAUCUGCUUAGCCAAAGAUGCUUCCAGCCAGGAGAGGACAAAGGGACUGUCUCCUUAUGAGAUAGUUUCCAGGUGUAUGUUACUUUUCAAAGCUAAGUCUGCCUUCUGGGAUCCAACUGUGAACAGAAUGUGAGUAAACUCUUUUUAUACUUUUAUAGAAGACUGUGUCGUGUCUUAUCUUUUAUGAGGGAAUAAGGGGAAAAUACCAUAACAGUUAGCGAGCCUGAGCAAACGAAGCCGCUGCAAGUUUAAAAAGGUGAAUGUUACUCUGCUAAAAUUGUGAACUUGCUAACACAAGUUGGAAAGGUUAUAAUCAAACCAUAUAUCCUCUCCUGAAUCCCUGAACAUUCCCACACAAACCGGUACGUGGUGCUGCAUGGAAUAUGGAGUCAUGAAUGCAAACAUUUGCAAACAUUCCCGCUGGAUUUGUUUGCAGCCCCUGCUGUGCUGUGCAGAUGCCCCAUAAUAUUAAUACUUACACUUGCCUGGUUUCUCUAUUUCCCUGGCAGGUCUCUUUCUCUCCACUGCACCUGGGCUGAAUGUCACUGCCAUGUUCUCCUCGGGAGUCGGAGUUGAAGUGAGGAGGGCGGGGAGGAUGCUGAGCCUGACUGUUUUGCUGCCCGCAAAGUUCCUGAACCACACGCAGGGGCUCUUUGGGGUCAUGAAUGGCAACCCCCGGGACGACUUGACCCUCCGCAAUGGGACCAUCCUAGAUGCCAACAGAUGCACCCCAGAAGAGCUAUUUGCAUUUGGCGCAGACUGUAAGUGAGCGCUCAGCUUCUCCCAAAGAAAGGAGCAGAGAGAGAGGAGCCGGUCUGGCCCUUGGCUAGGAAAAGAUCUUAGUAGACCACAAGCUUCACAUGAGUCAAAAGCUGAUGCUAUUCUGGGCUACAUCCACAGAAGCCUAGUGUCCAGCUCAAGGGAAGUAAUAGUACCACUCUGUUCUGCCUUGGUCAGACCUCACCUGUAAUACUGUGUCCAGUUCUGGGCACUGCAAUUUAAGAAGGAUGUUGACAAGCUGGAAGGUGUGCAGAGGAGGGCAACUAGGAUGAUCAAGGGUCCAGAAGCCAAGUCUUAUGAGAUGUGGUUGAAGAGGCUGGGUAUGUUUAGCCUGGAAAAGAGGAGACCCAGAGGUGAUGCGAUAGUCAUCUUCAAAUAUCUUGAGGAUUGUCACAUGGAGGAUGGCGCAAGCUUGUUUUCUCCUGCUCCAGAGUGUAGGACCUCUGACAGUGGCCUCCAGGUGAAUGGCAGGUCUCCCACGCCCUCACCUGGCUGGUACGAUGGAGGGACUUAAAAUGUGCCCUUUUUGGUGAGUUUCAAAAUGUCCCCUUAGAAAGUUUAUCUCCAAAGUUUCCCUCUUCCCCUAGCAUAGGAAAAGACAACAUAUCUGGUAAGUUAAAAAUAGUUUACUUACAAAUUUUCCAAAGGUCAGUUUCACAUGCUCUUCAGAUGAAGUGUGGUAUGGAAAUUUAAUUAAAAAUAUAAAAUAAAAUGUGCUUUUCCAUAUAGCAGUCAGAAGAAAAAGACUUGCAGGCAGUGAAAUGUAGCUUAGUUACAAAGAGGCAAAAAAAAGUUCCUAAAUUACAGGUAUUGGAAAACGUUAGUUUCAGACUCCAUUCUUGUCUGGAACAAAAUAGGCUGGUUAAAGCCAUGCAGCUGAGCUGGAGCAACUCACACCUCCUCACACACUGAAAUUCACUGAAGUAGACAGAUGGAAUAAAGGCUUGGUUACCUAUUUCCUCCUAAGGUAAGGGGAAGUGACAUGGGCAAAACCUAGAAGGACAGCUUACUCUAUGGCAUUAACCCCUUCAUGCACUAAAUAGACUUAAACAUGCUGGUUAGGUGCUACAAGAGGUUGGUCUGGUUCAAGGGAAUGACAGCGCUCCCCAUUCCUCUUUGCAGGGGCCGUCAAGAACGAAACCUCCCUCUUCACCUACGACAGCCAGUUCCUGCUGCAGACCUUCUUCUAUGGGCCAAAGCAUGACCCCUCUUUCCUGCCUGUCUUCCGGGCCCCCGAAGAUCCCACCGAUCCCCUCACUCAGGAAGCGGCCCAACUCUGCCAGUCGGACCCUUUCUGCAGGUUUGAUGCUCUGACGACAAGAGACCUCGCGGUGGGGAACAGCACCAGGUGGUCCCACCGGAUCUACAAGCACCUAGAGGAGAGCCUGCAGCCGGGUGAGUCAAGGGCAAGCUCAGCCGGGGAAGGGGGGAUCCGAUGGAGGGUCACAGGGAAAGGAAUUGCCAGGUGCCUGAACGGGACCGGGGAAGGGAGCACCACUUUCCCCCUCUUAUUCCUCUCUCUUUCUGCUACCCCUGACUCCCCAGGGGGCCUAUUUCACCUCACCCUUUGGCCACCGCCCACCCCUCUUUUCAUGCCCCAUUCCUCAGAUCUUGCAAAUCCAGCUGCUUUCUUGGGGAGAGCUUGAGAAGGGGGCUUUGAAUGGUUGGGAGCAAGCAAGUUCACAGGCAGAGAGGAAAUUGAAAUCCUACUCAAUUUUGAUCCAUAGCAGAGCUCCGUUGUACAGUUAGCAGAGCAAAAACUUAAACAUGUUGCAGGAUUCCCAGAAAAUAGACCAGAGCCAACUGAAUUUCAUAUUCAGAGAUAACCCAGGCUCCUUCUAGUCUUACUUUUAUAGUCAGCAUGACCUUGACUGAAAGAGAGAACAGGACCAGUUUAAUCCAGCUGUACUCAGCUUCUCUGAAGGAAUAACCCAAACAUCAGGAACCUUCUGCUUGUUUCUUUCACACAGAGAAACUUCCCAUGCCCCCUUGAACUAAUUAGAAUAGGAAAGUUCUCUACACAUCAGAAAUGAUAAGAAAUGCAAACGGACAGUCUCUUUGGGGAGGGGGCUAGCAGGGUUCACGCAUCCCCUCCUCCCCCCAUUCCACUGUGGAGAAGCAGAUCAGGCAGGGAGCCUGGAGGGAGAGACCCCCAGGCCGGAGGAUGCUCUGCCAAGCCCACCCUGGCAGGCAGCCACUCUUCCUGGGGAGCCUGUGAAGUUGAGCAGCGGCAGAGGCAGGGUCUGGCCCUGGUCUCUGCCCCCCCCCAGGCCAUUCUCCUCCCAGCGUGGUUUCCCAUGCCAUGAAGAUGCACACUUGCAUGGCCCUAAAGACACCGCUUUUGUCUCCCCCAGUGGUUUCUUGUGGCUGGCUGGCUCCCCCCUCCAACGGCACAAAGAAUGGAACCAGCUACUUAGAAGGAUCCACCAUCCGCUUCGACUGCAGUCCUGGGUUCAGCCUUGAGGGAUCAGCAGCCAGGACGUGCCAGGAGGACGGGCUCUGGUCAGGCAGCACCACCAAGUGCCAGCUGAAUGCAGGUAGGCGAUCCCUUCAGCCCCAUUCCUAUGGGGUGCUUUGCAUCCACACGCUGUGGCCCUGCACCAGCAGAAGUCUAAAUCUCUCCCCACCCCCCACCAAAGAGACACUUUUACUUUGCAUUUGGGGCGUGAAGGAAGUCUGCUUGCUACAAGUGCUUUGGAAACCCAUGAAAAAUAUAGCAGGGCGGUUUUCUUCUAAUGCAGGCAUGUCCAAAGUCCGUUUCAGGGGCCUAAUCCGGCCCUCCGGUCGGUUUAAUCCGGCCCCUGUGGCAGUUUAUCUCCUGGGUAAAAUCCUACAAAAAAGCUCAACUUCAAUUCUUAAAAAAGGUCAACAACGCAUAUUCAGUUCAUCAAAUCUGGCCCUCUUUGAACAAAGUUUGGGCACCCUGUUCUAAUGCAUCUCCCUGGCUUGGGAAGGGAGAACGGCAGGCAGCUGUGGUGCUUGCUGGGACCUGACAACCCUCCCGCCAGGCCUACAGAACUAAAUUGUAGGACUUCAGAGCUGGAAGGGGCCCUCCCAAAGGCCAUCCAAUCCAGCCCCAUGCAAUGCAAUGCAGGAAUUGCAGCUGAAGAAUCCCUGGCGGGGGCCACCCAACCUCUGCUUCAAAACCUCCCGUGAAUGAGAGCCUGCCGCUUUCCGAGGGAGCCUGUCCCCCUGUCAAACAGCUCGGAGGAAGCCAAGGGUCCUUCUGCUCCAGGGCAGGUCUUUGCUCUGCUUGCCAAGUUGCUUCCUCCUUAGCUCAAAAGUGGCUCAAAGGCUCACGCAGGGAGGUGGCGGCUGCCCUCUGGAGGCCAUGGGGAUGAAUGGCUCCCUGCAGAAGCCUCUUUGCAGCUUUGUGGACCUCCCUGCCUCCCUCCCCAACCAGAGGAGGCUCAAGGCUUCCUCCCUGUUUCCAACACCACCCCCUGCACAAUUAUGCAGAUGCUAUAAUUUCCGAAGAGAAGGAAGCCCAAGGUUGUGUCAAUGGCUCUUUCCAGUUAAUGCUACCCCUGAUUUGAGAUGCAGCGAAACUCGACUUUGUGUGUGUGUGUGUGUGUGUGUGUGUGUGUGUGUGUGUGUGUUGGCCUAGAACCCCCACCAGACCCAGCCAGCCUGUCCAAUGGUCAGAGGCCAGGGCAGCUGGCCACAUACACUCCCAAUGUGUUUGGCCUGGGCAGAAGUGUCCAUGCACCGGGCAUGUCUCUCAUGAGGACAACCCCAGUGCAUUUUGGGUAGUGUGGCCAAGUGCCAUUUUCUAAUCUAGUGCCUGAGAGAGCCCCCCAUCCCCCAAUGCUUGCUUGUGUCAGUCCAUUUGCUUGAGCAGGGACCCUACAAACGGGGCUUACUGGGUGGAGACCUCCUUCCUGGGUGACUUCUGUUUGUAAAGAAGAGCAUGAUGUUUAUUUCACACUCGGCACCCACUGGCCUCUGUGCUCUCUUCAAGGGCAGCCCCUGCCUCUCCCUCUGACCCCCUGCUCCACUAAUACAAAAGGGGGGGCACUGUGGUUUAAAAGGUGGCAAGGACCCAGGGAGUCUCCCCUGAAGAGCUCUUCAGGCCCCCUGCCACCCCCAGCUCCCAAAUGCAAUAAGCAACCACAGCAAGGCGGCCUUUGGGGCUUGGUUACCUGCAGGGAGGGCAAUCUCACCCGACAUUGCAUCCCUGGACUGACCCUGGCUUUGUCUCCCCCCACUUCUGCAGGGAGCAGGACACUUCCCUGGGGGUCCACGAUUGGCAUCCUGGGCUUCCUGAGCUUGACAGCCACCCGCUGGACCAUCUAGCCUCAUUGGAGCAUAGAAGACCCGCAGAGGCAGCCACAAAGCUGCCUUUCUGGCCUUUGGCUUGCAAUGGAAUAAACCUGCAGAUUUUUGCUGUUGUUUGUCACAAAAUAUAUCCAUGUGCAAUUGGACUCCAGGGAUGGGAACAUCACGGAGGGGCCGAUGGGUGGCCACCUCUGUCUCCCAGGACACUUCCUCUCUGACCUCAUGGCCACUUCUACACCAAGGGAGCAAAAUGGGUGGACAAGAGCCCAAGGGGGAAGGCGGCACUGGGGUUCCGUGGUG
Podarcis lilfordi (Lilford's wall lizard) is the source of this 26663-nucleotide messenger RNA. NCBI's taxonomy places the organism in Eukaryota, Metazoa, Chordata, Lepidosauria, Squamata, Lacertidae. The record is from the annotation of a GenBank genome assembly.